Molecule: messenger RNA, 429 nt
Organism: Amorphotheca resinae ATCC 22711
Lineage: Eukaryota; Fungi; Ascomycota; Leotiomycetes; Helotiales; Amorphothecaceae
Exons: 2
Coding region: 1-429 (142 amino acids)
Cellular component (GO): nucleolus
Source: RefSeq, a predicted model, not a curated record
AUGGGGAGUGACGACUACAUCACACCCGGCGGGGGUCUCAAGCUCAAAGGCUCGAAACCGCUGGGCGUGGAAAAGAAAAAGAAAAAGAAGAGCAGCAGCAGCAAGAAGCCACGCGAGGGCUCGCCCUCCUCAGGAUCAUCAUCCAAGACCUCGGCUCUGCAAAAAGCUCUCGAGGAUGAAGAUGCAGAGAUGACAAGAGCGAAGGCGGCGGGGGAGCCUGAGGGGGGUGAGAGGGAGUUGGAGGAGAGGGAUUUGAGGGAUGGGAAGACGCCUGCUGAGCGCCAGGCUGAGGAGAUGAGGAGGAAACGCUUACAUGAACGACUCGCUCGUGAAGGUAUCAAGACACACAAGCAGCGCGUGGAAGAGCUGAACAAGUACCUCUCGAACCUAUCCGAACAUCACGACAUGCCGCGCAUCGGGCCCGGAUAA